This is a messenger RNA of Emiliania huxleyi CCMP1516, 943 nucleotides long. RefSeq lists its product as hypothetical. The annotation marks the transcript as partial. The record is from RefSeq and is a predicted model, not a curated record. NCBI's taxonomy places the organism in Eukaryota, Haptophyta, Isochrysidales, Noelaerhabdaceae. The transcript is spliced from 3 exons.
AUGGCCGGCGCUCUUCUGGCCAGCGCGCGAACCACGCCGCGCCACAACUACGAGCGGACGUGGGAUUGUGCUCUGCCGUGCUCUACACUCUACAUCCUCUACACCCUCCUUCAGACCACUGGGUACGCUCCAAUGAAUUCUGGAGGGUGUGGCACGGUCACCAUCCCGUGCCUCAUGGCCCUCGUCCCCGACGACGCCAACUUCUGGCCGCUCAAGCAGCCGGCCAAGCGCGAGGCGAUCGGGAGAGAACCGUCCUUUGGCCUCGAGGGCAUCGGCCAGCCGCCUGGCUUCCGCCGCUCGCUCUCUUGGAAGUGGAAGUACGGCGUCGCCCUCGAGCACCUUGGCCACACAAUCUAGCAGCUUGCCCCCCACCCCCCCCUGUCCCCUCUGGGCAUGUGUGGGAGGGGGGGGGCGUGCGGCGACUCUAGCAGAAGCAUCGCAGGGAGUGUGUGCCGCAGCCUGCAGCGGCGGCACUGCGACUGACGGCGCUGUCUCUCCCCCUCCCGCAGCGGUCAGGGCACCCCGCUCGGAGCAACCAUCUAGCUGUCACCUCGUACUUAUUGCGCCGGCCUUUUUGCUCUGGGGACCAAUCCGAUCUCGUCCAAUCUCGUGCCUGCUCCGCCCCCUCGGGGCGACGACGGUGGGGCAGUUUGUCGUCGAUCUCGCUAUCUUCCUCCUCUCAGUCCCUCCUCCCUCCUCUCCUGCUGUCCCCUCGCCCCUCUCGCCCCUCCCCUCCCUCUCUGUGAGAUGCUCUGUGCCAGGGCUCGCUUUUGCACGCUGCGCUUGUCCGGCGGGUGCCUCUCGGCACCUCCGCGGGCGCGGCGCCGCCUGCUGUUGGACCCAGCAGGCUCUAAAGUCGCAUCUAUCUCGCUUGUGCCACACUUGACCACACGGUUUUGUUUUGUGUGUUGAUCGGUCAUCUGCAAAAUAUUACAUCUGCAAA